CACGGUCCGCCCGUUUGGUUAAAUCGGGCGGAGCGCAGCUGGGGCGGAGAGGGGCUGGCCCGGAUCGGACCGACGAGCGAUGAUGACCCGGGUGAAGGCAGUGGUCUCUCAGCUGGUGGGGGGCCAGGCGGCUGCUGGCUCCAGCCCCCAGUUGGGGUACAGCCGCCCGGUGUUCCUGCAGCUCAGCCCCGAGGAGAGGGAGCAGGCGGCGGAUCACAGCCGCAGGAACAUCGUUAGCCCCAGCUCGGAGAGCGCCAGGAGGCGGCUUCUGCUGCCCUGGGACACGGGAUACGCCGAGGUGAUUAAUGCUGGGAAAAGUGUCUUCAAUGAAGAUCAAGCUGCCCGAGAAAUAGUGUGGGUGGAAAGGAGGAAUUCGAACAGUAGUACAGCAGGCGAGGUGGUCAAAGGUGACAGGAGCACGGGCAAGGAGAGGGAUGGACUUGAAUUCCAUUAUUGGGCACUGUUUGAUGGGCACGCGGGGACAGCAGCUGCUGUGAUGGCUGCCAGACUGCUUCACCUUCACAUCAGCGAGCAGCUGCAAGACAUUGUUGACAUCCUGCAAGAUGGUGAUGUGCCACCCCCCAUCUGCCUCACCAGCCACACCAAAGGGGUAACGGGAAAUGGUGCAAAGUGCCCCUCACACGAGGGGGACUGGGAACCUCCCACCGACAGCGAGUCACGCUUCUUGCUGGAGAAGGAAAUAUCCCACGAGCAUCUGAUCAUUGGUGCGAUCGAGAACGCCUUUCGCCAGAUGGAUCAGCAGAUAGAGAGAGAACAGAAAGCACAUGGCUCACAGGGGGGGUGCUGUGCUCUGGCUGUCGUGUACUUGCUGGGAAAAAUCUACAUUGCCAAUGCGGGUGACAGCAGAGCCAUCCUAAUCCGCAAUGGUGAAAUUAUCCCGCUCUCUAAUGAGUUCACCCCGGAAUCAGAGCGACAGAGACUCCAGUAUUUAAUUCUGGCAUACAAGACAAUUGAGGAAGAUGAUCUGAAGUUCCCAUUGGUCUAUGGUGAAGGUAAAAAGGCUCGUGUUAUGGCGACCAUAGGGGUGACUCGAGGGCUGGGGGACCAUAAUCUGAAGGUGCACUGUUCCAACAUCCACAUCAAACCGUUCCUGUCCUGCAUCCCAGAGGUGAAGGUGUACAACGUUACAAAGUAUGAGCAUGGGGUGGACGAUGUGAUAGUCCUGGGGACAGACGGAUUGUGGGAUGUGGUUUCUAACCGAGAGGUAGCUGACGUCGUCACUCGCGUCCUCUCCAGCUGCCAGCCCGAUGAUCUGAACAGGUUCACUCUCGCUGCUCAGAAUCUGGUGAUGAGAUCCCGUGGGAUUCUGAAGGGACCCAGUUGGCGACUGUCCAAUGACAGGCUGGGCUCAGGCGAUGACAUUUCGGUGUUUGUUAUUCCAUUGUAUGGCCACACGUGAGCUGCUGGAGGAUGCUGUCACCCUGGAGCUCUCUAAAGACUCAUCACGGAGUGUCACCCAGUCCCUUCGGCAGUUACUUUUUCGCCCCCCCCUCCCUUUUUUUUCCUAAAUUGGCUUCCCCCAGUCCCUCGAGAUAUAAUCCUCCCCAAUAGAAGCAUCGCGGAAAACAAAUUUGCAUUACAGUAGCACCUUCCAGAACCUCAGUGCUGUCGAGCCAAUGAAAUACAAGGAGUGACUCCUGAACUGUCAGGCACCACACAGCAAUGUGCUGGAAAUAACUGCGUCCUAUUUUAUUUUAUUAUGGUGUUGGUCCAGGGAUGAAUCUUUAGCCAGGAGAUGAAUGGGAAGGGUUUAGAGGGAUAUGGGCCAAAUGCUGGCAAAUGGGACUAGAUUGGGUUGGGAUAUCUGGUUGGCAUGGACCAGUUGGGCAGAAGGGUCUGUUUGCGUGCUGUACAUCUCUGUGACUGUCUGACUUGGGUGAGCUCCCCUGAUCUAUUUUAAAAAUGCUCCCCCCCCCCCCUCCACCACCAUUCCUCAGACAGCAGACAGUGCCCCAGUUGUACACUGCAUCUGAAACAGAGCCUCUGCAGCACUCCCUCAGCCCUGCCCUGAGGGUAUCAGGCUAGAUGUUUGUGAUCGGGUCUGGUGAGUGGGGCCUCGAAUUGUGAACAAGCAAAUGAGCUAGUCUCCUGUUUAACCACAGCCAACACCCUCUGGGACUGUUUGUGUCCGCGGACCUGCAGCAGAACUCAGAUUGCAGACUGUUUCCCACUCAGUGCCCACCACACCCAGUCCGAUGGUCUGAGUGCAAUGCCUCAGCAGGCAAUCAGCCUGGUCUAAGUGAGGGUUCAAAUGUCAAACGUGCCCUCUUCUUAGAAAUCUCUGGUUUCCAACCUUUGAUGAAGAUAUCUAUCUGAAACGUGCAAAAAGAGGAAAGUAAAUGUUCUGUAAAUGUGAAAUGAAAACAGAAAAUGCUGUAGAUUGGGCAGUAGGACCAACGUUGAAAAGACAUUUGGAUAAAGUCCAUGUGUGGGAAAGGGCUGGGGACAUAUAGGUAAGCACAAAUUUAGUUUGGGAACAUGGUCAGCAUGGACUGGUUGGGCCAAAAGGUCUGUUUCCAUGCUCUCUGACCCUAUGACUCAGCACUUAAAUGCUCCCAGUUUAAAAGAGAAACUACAACUGGUGAAAGAGAGAGCAAAAGUAAUCAAAAUGUUUGAAUAGAGGGGAAAGGCCAGUCAGGGAAAGUUAGAGUUGAUAGAACCUCCAGGAACACAAGUAACUAAAAUUGGUAACCCUGUUGUCCGUUUUAAAAAAGAACUCAACCAUUUUAGUUCACUUUACAAACUGGUUACUGGUGGAGUUCAUCUUACUACAGACAACCAGUCCCUCUGUCCCAGAACAGUAUUUAAUUUAAAUACAUCAAAGAACUGUGGAUGCUGGAAAUCUGAAAACAAACACAGCAAGUGCUGGAGAAACUCAGCAGCUCUGGCAGCAUCUGUGGAGAGAGAAACAGAGUUAAUGUGUCGGGGCGCAGUGAUGUUUCCUCAGAACUAAUAUUUCAGAAUGUGACCAUCAAUGUGGAUUCGUUUUUUGCUCUCCAGAUUCUGAAGAAGAGGUCACUGGACUUGAAACGUUAACUCUGUUUCUCUCUCCACAGAUGUUGCCAGACCUGAUGAGUUUCUCCAGCAAUUUCUGGUUUUGUUUAACUGUUAAUGAGGUCAUUGUUUGAUUUCUUUGCCAUAGUUUGAAUUCCAGUCCCACAGGUUGGUUGUGUGUAGGUGAUAAUCCUUAAUCAGAGCUGGAUGUGAGCAGUCCUUUGGCUGAAGCCUUUGAAAAUAGGCCCUGGUGUGUUACCUGGUGUGAUUCCUGAUGAAGGGCUCUUGCCCGAAAUGUCGAUUUUCCUGCUCCUUGGAUGCUGCCUGACUUGCUGUGCUUUACCAGCAACACUCUAAUCUAGACCCCAGUGUGUUACCAGCAACUUCCUUGUUCUUCCCCAAGAAAUAAUCCCCUUUUUGAAAAUGUCAGGGGGCCGAGGAAGGAUGUUUUGAUUCAUUGCUGUUUAGGUGGAGCCCUGUAGAGAACCCGCAGAAUCCAGAUUCCACUCUUGAGGCCCAUCACUUCCUCUUCCAAACCCUGAGCUGCUCCCCUUGCUCGGUACAUUUGUUUUCGGCCUGAGAAGUGGGUCUCUGUUAUUGAUUGAAGGUUUGUGACUAUGUCAAAUUGUACAGUUCACUAAAAAUAAUAAAGAGACACGACACCA
Molecule: messenger RNA, 3680 nt
Organism: Chiloscyllium plagiosum (whitespotted bambooshark)
Lineage: Eukaryota; Metazoa; Chordata; Chondrichthyes; Orectolobiformes; Hemiscylliidae
Source: RefSeq, a predicted model, not a curated record